Molecule: messenger RNA, 1449 nt
Organism: Mollisia scopiformis
Lineage: Eukaryota; Fungi; Ascomycota; Leotiomycetes; Helotiales; Mollisiaceae
Exons: 5
Biological process (GO): transmembrane transport; nucleobase transport
Cellular component (GO): plasma membrane
Molecular function (GO): nucleobase transmembrane transporter activity
Source: RefSeq, a predicted model, not a curated record
AAAGACGUUUACACUUACUAUGGGACCACACGAUGGGAUAAUCACGAUCUUUACCCCAUUCCAAAGAAAGAAAGAACGUUUGGAGUGAUGGCUUUCUUUGCUUACUGGAUUACAACUGGCGUGUCAGUGGGCACGUUCACCCUGGGAAGCACGUACAUUGCGCUCGGUCUCAAUGCUGGGGAAACGCUGGGUGCGAUUCUUGGUGGAUGCAUUCUCUCCGAUAUUGUGGGAUGUCUUUGUGGGAAGCCUGGGCAGGAUUAUAGCAUUGGCUAUACUCUCAUGAAUCGUGCUACGUUUGGGCUAUGGGGCACAUGUCUUCCAAUUACUGUUGUUGGUCUUGGCGGCAUCGUCUACUCUGGCAUUCAAUCGUACUAUGGCGGCGAAGCUUUUACACUCGUCCUGGGUGCAAUCUUCCCGUCCUUUCACAGAAUGAAGAACACUCUACCUGCUAACGCAGCCAUCACAACGCAGAAUCUGAUCGGGUUCAUUUGCUUCAUCGCAGUGUAUAUCCCCAUACUUUGGUUCGUUCCACUCCAUCAGAUCAGAAAGGGUCUUUACCCCUCUUUUAUCAUGAUCUGUGCCUGCUUUAUCGGUCUCUUGGCUUGGGCUCUCCACGCAAACGGCGGAACUGGGAGCCUGAUUAGCUCUCCAAUCGUACUCACCAAGACGCAGAAAGCCUUUCGAAUAGUCCAAUGCUUGAGCACUGUAAGUGGUUCUUGGGGAGGAGCUGGGGAGCGAUACUCUGAUUGGUCACGAUUUGAGAGGAGGAAAAACACCGCAUUUCUAGCAAUGGCUGUUGCGCUUCCAAUCACGAUAACUAUCACUGGUUUAAUCGGCGUUCUUGUCACUACUGCGACUACGGAGAUGAAUGGGGGUGUCAUUCAGUGGAAUCCACUUCUCCUACUCAUCUCUAUUCAGCAAGAGACCUACACCCCUCUGAGUAGAUGCGCAACAUUCUUUGCCGGAAUCGCCAUUCUUUCAUCGCAAAUCUUUGUCAAUUUGACUCAAAACACCAUCCCGUACGGAAUGGAUCUAGCUGGAAUGUUUCCAAGGUACUUAAGCAGGAAGCGUGCGUGCAUGAUCUUACGAACAUGGGGACAAAAGUCCGUGCGUUCAGGCUUCUAUAUUGCCACGUCUACCGGGAUUCUCAUUGCCGACUACUGGAUUGUUCGAAAACGUCUGUGGAAUGUUCCUGAUCUCUAUGUUGAAGACGGAAUUUAUUGGUACACUGGAGGAUGGAACCUACGUGCUGUGGUUUCACUGUUUGUUGGGAUGAUCCCUGGAUUACCUGGCUUCUUCAUGACAGUCAUUGGCAGCAAUCCCGACAGCGCUGCAGUAAAGAUAUUCCAGGUCUACUACUGUGUGGGAUUUCCUCUCGGCGUCCUCACUUAUCUAGCGGCUUACCACCUCUUCCCGCCCGCCGGUCUUGGCGUGAAAGUUCUUAUGGAA